Molecule: messenger RNA, 2688 nt
Organism: Sinocyclocheilus rhinocerous
Lineage: Eukaryota; Metazoa; Chordata; Actinopteri; Cypriniformes; Cyprinidae
Product: G protein signaling modulator 2
Exons: 15
Coding region: 473-2479 (668 amino acids)
Biological process (GO): establishment of mitotic spindle orientation
Cellular component (GO): cell cortex
Molecular function (GO): G-protein alpha-subunit binding; GDP-dissociation inhibitor activity
Source: RefSeq, a predicted model, not a curated record
UGGCCUGCAUGCAUGGCAGAUAAUCAACUGUGUUUAUGGGCCAGUUGCUCUUGCUUUCUCUCUUGUUUUUGGGCCCCCUUGAUUUAGCUUUCACAUACACAAAGCUGGCAUACACACCCUUAAUAUCUGCCUCCAUUGCAUGUGUCCACUGCUUAGUGGGUGUUGCCAUGGCAUUACACACAGAAUGAGGCUUCACACUCCACGUCUUGUAUUCUCUUCACAGAGAGCUUCGGAAGAGCAUCCUGGACAAAAUACUCACACAAACACAUACUUCCCAGACCCAUGUGGUGAAUAUUAGUCUGGAUAAGCUCAUCUGUAGUGCACUGGACUCCACCACUGCAAAACGUCAGAGAGACUUCGGAAGUGUUUAAAAAAAAUUUUGAACCUUUUUUUCUGGGAUACAGUUCACUAUUCUUCCCUGAUGGAUUACUUUCUGGAUUUGACUCGGAUCAGUACUUCAUAAUGCUCUUCAAUGGCUGCGAGCAGUGCAGUGGUUAGCAUGCAGAAUGACAACCGGACCUUUGUCCACUACAGGAUGGAGGCUUCCUGUUUGGACCUGGCUCUGGAGGGGGAGCGUCUGUGUAAGGUGGGGGAUUACAGCGCCGGUGUUUCUUUCUUCGAGGCCGCCAUGCAGGUUGGCACAGAAGACCUGCAGGUUUUGAGUGCCGUCUACAGUCAACUGGGCAAUGCCUACUUUCACUUGCAUGACUACAGCAAAGCUUUGGAGUUCCACCACCAUGAUCUUACACUAACUAGAACCACUGGGGAUCAGCUUGGUGAGGCCAAAGCCAGCGGUAACCUGGGGAACACAUUAAAGGUUUUGGGUCGCUUUGAUGAAGCGGUGGUUUGCUGCCAGAGACAUUUAGAUAUUGCCAGGGAACUGGGCGACAAGGUGGGGCAGGCCAGAGCACUUUAUAAUUUUGGAAAUGUGUACCACGCCAAAGGGAAGAGCAUCUGCUGGAGCGGAGCAGAACCUGGAGACUUUCCUGAGGAGGUCAUGACAGCACUUAGAAAAGCCGCUGAGUACUACGAAGCGAACCUGUGUAUCGUGAAGGAACUCCGAGACAGGGCAGCACAGGGCAGAACUUAUGGAAACCUGGGCAACACAUACUACCUACUAGGAAACUUCAGGGAUGCAAUGGCCUCUCAUGAACAGCGUUUGCUUAUCGCUAAAGAGUUUGGUGACCGGUCUGCAGAAAGGAGAGCCUACUGCAACCUGGGAAACACUUGUAUAUUCCUUGGGGAGUUUGAGAGGGCUGCAGAACAUUACAUGAAAGCUCUACAGUUGGCACGGCAGCUGAAGGAUCUGGCGGUGGAGGCUCAGGCCUGCUACAGUCUGGGCAACACAUACACACUACUGCAGGACUAUGAGAGAGCUAUCGACUACCAUCACAAACAUCUCAUCAUCGCUCAGGACCUCGAUGACAGGAUCGGUGAGGGCAGGGCCUGCUGGAGUUUGGGAAACGCACAUACAGCACUAGGGAAUCAUGACCAGGCCAUGCACUUUGCAGAGAAACACUUGGAAAUCGCAAAAGAGACUGGUGAUCGUAGUGGGGAACUCACUGCUCGCAUGAACGUCUCAGAUCUUCAGAUGGUCCUCGGCCUCAGUUACAGCACAAACAAUUCAGUACUUUCUGAGAUCAAAGAGAUCGACUACAACCUGCAUGGAGCCAGACCCAGAAUGAGCCGACGGCACAGUAUGGAGAAUCUAGAGCUGAUGAAACUCACUCCUGACAAGAUCAACGUGAAUCUAAAUGGUCAGAAGUGGACCAGUGACAUCCUCUUCAAGCAGUCCAAACUCUCACUGGCCAAGUCGUCCUCAAAGCUCUCCUUUGUCAAUCGUUUCCGAGGAAAGAAGCACAAACUGCAGAGCAGCUCCAAUAAAAUCCUUCAGGAUACCAGCAACACACGGGAAGCUCCUCAGAACAAACAUGGGAGUACAGACAUGUUAGGAGACGAGGGCUUCUUUGACUUGCUGAGUCGUUUUCAGAGCAACAGGAUGGAUGACCAGCGGUGUGCCAUACAAGAUGGGAGGAGCCACCUGUCUGUCAAUUCUAGGUCCAACUCCCCACCCAGAACCAUCAGGAAAUCAUUCUCAGAGUCGGCUGCAUCUCCAGGUCAGGAGCCGUUCCUCAGACUGUUGGCCAGUGCUCAGGGCAGGAGGCUGGACGAGCAGAGGGCAGGAACAGGGAACAGUCUGCCCGGCCUGCGCACUCUAUCCGAACACAGCAGCAUUAGCAGCAGACAGAUGAUCCUCAGCCAGGUCAUGGCCAGCACAGACGCUACCGAACCCGACGACCAGUUCUUUGACAUGCUCGUCAAGUGUCAGGGGUCUCGUCUGGAUGAUCAGAGGUGUGCCCCUCCUCCGCCCUCCACCCGUGGCCCCACCGUCCCGGAUGAAGACUUCUUCAGCCUCAUCAUGCGCUCACAGGCCAAGAGGAUGGAUGAGCAGAGAGUCACGCUGCCCUCCUGCCGCUGAACAAACAUACACACUGAAUGAGCUCUUUUUCAUACACACGAGUGUUGCAGACCUCACGCUGGUAAUACAAACAAAAUGAUGGUCGGGUAAUAUGCCAUCAGUAUGAACUGUGUCCUGUCUGCUACAUGAUUAUGAAUGGCAUUUUGUGUACAGCUGUACUAAGCAACUCUGGGGGGGGGAAAACAUCUUUGUAAAUAACAUAAAUUUUU